UGGAAGAUCAUGAAUUCAUUUAGUCAAUAAGUGAAGGUGUGUGUGUGGUGGGUUUGUGAAUAAUUUUCUGUGAAAAAUGGCAGACAACGAACAGAAAGCGAUGCAGCUGAUGGCUGAAGCCGAAAAGAAGCUUAAUUCUUCGAAAGGAUUUUUCGGAUCAUUGUUUGGAGGCUCAUCGAAAUUAGAAGAGGCAGUUGAGUGUUAUCAAAGAGCUGCUAAUAUGUUCAAAAUGGCAAAGAAGUGGGGGCAAGCGGGAAAUGCGUUUUGUGAAGCUGCGAAUCUUCAUGCAAAGUCGGGCAGUCGGCAUGAUGCAGCCACUAACUUUGUUGAUGCUGCCAAUUGCUACAAAAAGUCGGAGCCAGAACGUGCUGUUGCAAGUCUAUUGAGGGCCAUUGAAAUUUACACUGAUAUGGGACGAUUUACAAUGGCUGCAAAACACCAUCAGUCAAUUGCAGAAUUAUAUGAAACAGAAAACGUUGACCUGGAACGUGCUGUACAACACUAUGAACAAGCGGCAGACUAUUUCAAAGGAGAAGAAAGUAACUCUUCAGCCAACAAAUGCCUCUUGAAAGUUGCUCAUUAUGCAGCCCAGUUAGAAGAUUAUGAAAAAGCAAUUAAAAUAUAUGAACAGGUUGCAGCCACAUCACUCGAUAGUUCACUGCUGAAAUACAGUGCAAAAGAAUACUUUUUCCGUGCUGCACUUUGUCAUCUCUGUGUUGAUGUGCUCAAUGCCCAGCAUGCUUUGGAACGUUACCAGUCCAUGUAUCCAGGCUUCCAGGAUUCUAGGGAAUAUAAACUUAUCAAGGUUUUAAUUGAUCACAUGGAGGAGCAGAAUGUCGAUGGUUUCACAGAAGCAGUGAAAGAUUAUGAUUCAAUUUCACGACUUGAUCAGUGGUACACCACUAUUCUGCUACGCAUAAAGAAACAGGUUAAUGACAACCCAGAUCUUCGCUGAGUCAGAGCUUUCUAUUUGUGUGCAUCCUUUGUACUUGAACUGUCUUUUGGCACUUCCCACAGUAAUUUUUUAGGGUGCAAACAACUUAAAUAUAGAAGAGACUAUUAAAAAGCCAGAAAGAGCUGCUGUUUUAUGGAGUUGGUAUUAACUGAACUUUAUUUACAAGUACAGUUAAGCAUGUCUUAUUUCUCCUCAUUUUUAAUGAAAUUUCAGAAUACCAAAGACACUAUAGACAAAGGAAAUCUUUUGUUCUAAAAUAAUGAAUGGCCACUUUUUACACCAUGCAAUAAACAGACAAUAUUUUUCCGAAACACAUUUAUCUUGAUACAUGAAUUCAUGUAUGAUAAACUGUAGAGGUGUCACAAGCUUUCCAGAAGCAGCUUAAUAAAACCACACACACACACACACACACACACACACACACACACACACACACACUACCUGCUUGUGUUUGUUAGUUUCUUGUAGCUAGUACCAUUCCUACAUUUUUAUUCCAGUAAGGGCAGAGGUUUCUGUCAAAAGUUUACUGUAGUUAAACAGUGCAUGUGUAGUAUCUUAAUUUCAUUUUAACUAUGGUUGAUCCUGCUCCAUACCCGUCAAGCAGUAGUUUUUGUUUCUAAUAUUAAUUAUUGAUACAUUUCUGGAAAGCUUGUAGUGAAACUACACUUUGUGUACUACUAUGAUGUUGGCUUUGAGAAAGUUGUUGAAUUUUGCAGGUGAAAAAUAAUAUAAAAUAUUGUCUAGUAGUGAAGUUGGUUUUUUGCACUUUUAUUGUUAAUGAAUUCAUAGAAAAAUGGCCUUGUACUAUUACUGCCACAAAGAACCAGUGAUCAACAAAUUAACACUUCACAAUCAAUAAUUUAAGUAUUAGAAAAGAAGUGUAUUCAGUACAUGUUCUGACUGAGCACUGUGCUGAAUGAAACAAGCAUUGUCUAUUAAUGUUUUUAGUCUUUAUAAAUGUUGUAAAUUGAGCCUGCAGUGGUUAGAUUCCCAGAAUAUUAGAUCUUUUUGCAUAAUAUAUACAAGGUGGCAAAUGCUGAAGUAGACAUUGAUUGGAAAGCAUAUUGUCUGUGUUAAUUUCUUUUUUUUUAGUGGAGUUGUAAUACUGACAGGUAUUAUCAUUUUGUUGGUAAUCAUCACUGAUUGUUUUCUACAUGCAUUGUGACAUGUGUGCUCACAUACAUUUCUAAAGUUCAUUGAAAAAUCUGAUCAUGUAUUUUUUUCCUUUUUCUAAAUUAUCAUGUUGUUAUUCUGUAAUAUUUUGAUAAAAUGUAUUCAUGUGGAUGUUUCAUGUGAGAUGGAGGCACAGUUACUUAUUAUUUUAUGUUUUUUUAGAUAAUUUUUAGUAAUGUGUGCAGAAUGUAGUUUUGGGUUAGUGCAUCGGACAAUGUCACUUGCAGUCACCUACUUUUGGAAGCAAUAAUUAUGUAAAGUGCCCAUUCAUCACUAGUUACUGGCUUGCUGGCUUGGGGUGCCACAUCUCUUCCUUACACUAAUGGUGGUGGUGUACUUGUGUUUUUGUAACACAAGUUUUGUUUGUGUCAUUCAAAGGUUUGAACCCAUGGCUCUCCACAGUUCACUAGUCACAUAAUUAUAUUUUGGAGUUGGUUUUUAGAGUUUGAUAUAGGAAGCUGCAGAGGUGUAUAAUUUAUAAAAUAUAAAGGAUAACUGGAUCCAAACCAAUGAGUGCAUAGAUGGGGGACAUGAUCACAGAUCACAGAAGAGGGAGGGAAAAAUUUGGGAGGGGGAAACCCAGAUACACAAUUCAGGAAAAUCAGAUAAUUCUAUAGAAGCAUGAUAGUGAACACACAACAGAGUAUGUGGUAUGGUAUUUGAGGAAAGAUUUCUGAAGUAAAACGAGUGGCAGAAAUUAAUCAUUCUUCGUAUUGCAACCCAGUGUGUUCCUCCUUGUUACAUCAUAUUUAUAGUUUUAGAUUUGUGUUCUCUCUAUCUCUCUCUCUCUCUCUCUCUCUCUCUCUCUCUCUCUCUCUCUCUCUCUCUUCAUUUGGGAAGAGCUUCUUGUUCUCUGCAUGUAUUCUAUUACUUGUUCAUUAUAUUUACUCUUAUUGUGAGUUGUUCCUCAAAAAUUGGAAAUUUGUGGUAAGUUCUAUGGGACCAAACUACUGAGGUCAUUGGUCCCCAGGCUUACACACUAGUUAAUCUAACUUAAACUAACUUACACUAAGGACAACGCCGGCCGCGGUGGCCGUGCGGUUCUGGCGCUGCAGUCUGGAACCGCGGGACUGCUACGGUCGCAGGUUCGAAUCCUGCCUCGGGCAUGGGUGUGUGUGAUGUCCUUAGGUUAGUUAGGUUUAAGUAGUUCUGAGUUCUAGGGGACUUAUGACCUAAGAUGUUGAGUCCCAUAGUGCUCAGAGCCAUUUGAACUAAGGACAACACACACCCACACACCCACCCAUGCCCAAGGGAGGACUCGAAGCUCCGAUGGGGGCAGCCGCGCGGACUGUGGUGAGGCGCCUUAGACUGAAUGGCUACCCUGCGCGGCUCGUUGUUCCUCAGCUGUAUACAAUACAGGUCCGAUAUUUCUUUGUUCCUAUGUAGUCUGCAACAGUAAUCCCGCUGUUUCUUUCUGAAAAUUAAGUUUAUAUUUUGUAUGUAGACAGAAGGUGUUAUUGUGAUUCUUUAAAUAGCAGUUCCAUUAUAAGAAUCCAUGACUGUGAACACACAUUGUGGAAUGAGAAGGAUGUGAUUAUUAUGCACCAAAUUAGCACUGUCUGAUCAGCUGUAUACUCCUGUAUCAGUGUAAAUAGAUUUAAUAAUAAUAAUAUUGUUGCCAUUUAUGUUGAUUGUGCCUACUAUUCAGGAAAAAAUGGUUGACAGUGUUUAUUACUGUAAUGAGAUUCUCUUUUUUGUGCACAUAUUUGAUGCAAAGCACUUUUAUAUUAACCACCAUUGUGGAAAUUAAUGGUUCUAUAUAAAAAGUAAUUAUGCUUGGAAAAAACUUAUUUGAAAAUAGAUUCUUAAUCCUCAUACGAUAAUUUAGUAUUAUUGAAGUCUCAUCAAGUAUCUUACAAACAGAAUGUUAUUUUAAGAUUAUAUUAUUUAGGUAUUGGUUCUUUUAAUUCAUUGUGGGGAAGUUUUUUAUCACAUAAGUUGCACCACAUGAAGAUUUGACUAGAUGUGGAGAAUUGUCAGAAUGUGUAAUUUGUAGCAGAAGGGAAACGAUCACCAUGAUUAUUACCUUGAAUAUCUAGACCAUGUGCUUUACCUUAUAAACUUCUAGCAUUACAGAGGUAGUUAACUAUUAUUUUGACUUUAAAAUGUUGAAAAUUGCAGUGCACAUGAAUGUAGCACAGAUGUUUCUCCAAAUAAAUGUGACCAUUGAGUUUCGAAAAAACAGUUACAGCAUUUUUCCCUGUAACUCCUGGUCUUGGACGGGUACUAAAUAACUUCCCCUAACCUCCCCCCAUGCACACGCGAUUUGGGCUACUGACUUGUGAUAAGUAUGAAUGCACAAGUUAUGAUCCCUUUUCCAUCUCCCUUUCAGAACCUGUAAUGGAAUUUGAAAUAUAUACUGAGCUGUUAGAAUGAUAAGACUUCAUGUUGUGAGAACAGCUUCCAAAGUAAGGUUACUUUUACAAUGGUUCAUUUUAUGUUUUUACUAUCUGGUACAUGGCCACAUAAAUGAUUGUGUGAGGUAGGAGGAUUAGUAUUUCUCAUUGCUGUUUUGAGAUUUCUCGGCAUCACUUUUCCUCUCUUAACUGUUAAGAUUUAGUCUUGAUGGAUAACCACUAAAGAAAUUUCUAGUUUGUCACACGAUAUAAGAUUGAUUGUGACCUUCCUAGCACUUCAGUCACUACUCAAGCAUACUCAGUUUUCAUUCUUGGAAGGCACAAAAGUCACUAAUGGUGAAAUUUACAAAUGAAAUUUUUCUCUCUUUCUGAUUUCUUCCUACGCAGUUAGCAACAUUUUAAAAUGAUUGCUCUCUUCCUAAAACUAUGACUAGAAGGGUUUCUUGUAUUUAGACCAAGCAGAUUUUGAUAUCUCGUUCCUUUAUUUCUUUCAUAUUUGUAUGCCAUUAUGAUUUGUAUUUUAAGGAAGCAAUGCAAAUUGAGAAUAAUUUUAAUUUAUGGAACACAUUAAACAUUUGGUAAUUCUGCCACUUAGUGUGUACCCAAUCUGUAAUGAUGAAGAAAGGUACUUGUACUAUGGCACUGAUAAAACUUCAAAGAGUGUGAACUAUUUGAUAUUGCAAAUAUGUUGGUCUUGGCAGUGUUUGCAGUUACUUUCGGCUCAGAAAUAGUUAAACUGUAUCAGUUUUUUUUUCUUCUUGUAAUGUUAAUUUGGUGUCGGGAUAGGAGAUGUUGGGUGUUGUCUUUGCAUAUUGUGUAUGGGGGAAGUGUGUAUCAACAUUUAUAUUGGACUGUAUUCUUCAGCAAUGCAUUAUUUACUGUAGUGUGUUCUAGCUCUCAAACACUUUACUUCACCAUUCAACACAAGACUCUAAAAGAUGGAUGUUUAUAUAACAUCCUAUGUGUGUUUUCCAUCUGUACGUAAGUUUUCAUAAUGGGGUAUCUUAUAUUUCUGUUUUAUAUGAAGCAUAAUUGGAGAAACCAGUCAUGUAGCUAGUGUUUUAUUUGAUUGGAAAAACAAACUUUUUUGGGUUGAUGGUAUUAAGCUGCUAUCGUGUUAACUACAUAAUCUUCAUUGUUUCUAGUAGUUGGACAUAUUGACGUUGGGUAAUAAUCCAGGUAGCAGACAUUUUAUAAGAGUAUAUUGCUACCUUUAAGAGCUCUUAAAAGUAUGGGUAAAGUAGCAUUCAUGAUGGUUAGCUAAUCAGUCAUGAGCAUGAGCAUUGCAUUCAGGUGCACAGAGAUAACUGUCAAAUUUUACAUAUUUCUGUGGCCCUUGCAGAGAAUCCAUUAAAUAAUCUUUCCCUAACGACAUCAAAUUUUUGUCCUGUCCUCCAUUUGUAAUUCAAAUUAUUAAGCUGUUCUUGUAUUUUCAUUGUUCAUACAAUGCUUAAUGCCCAAAAUUGAUUUGUAUUUUUUAGAUUUUCAGUACUGUAUGUCUUAAGCCAUAUUUUUAAUGUUGAGUGAAUAACUUUAACAUUCCUUAUGUAUCCUGAAAUACUUCCUUAGAACUUAAGCAGUUUCGUUUCCCAUUUCUAUGCAGAGCAGUGCAUAGUUGGUAGAUACUUUGGGGAAACUGUAUCAACGUUUGGUUUUUGUCUCCCCUUUUUUAGAUGUCAGAGGACAAUAUUUCAUAGACUGCCAUAGGUGCUGUUACAGAUCUGUUAGCAAUUUCACUGCCAGAAUGUUUGUUUUGGACUCAUCAUAUACUUAAUUCAUAGAAAGCAAUUUUGUCAGUGUGCUGCAAAGUUCACACACUUAAGUGUUCACAUAUUGUAGUUUUAUGAAAUCCUUCAUGAGCCUGUGUUCACUUAAUGUAGUUAUAUGAAAUUCUCCAUGAACCUUUGUGCCUUGAAUGUCCAUUAUCUUGCACAAAAGUAUUGUCACCUGCAGUAUUUUUGUUGUGCUUCUGUAAUUAAGGAAAGAAUUUUCUGAGUAAGUGUCUUCGGUGAGGAUAGAAAAAGGGAGAUCUAACCACUGAAAAAGUGUGGUAGAGUUCAAAAUACACCCAGGAUAUACUAAAAUUAAAAAUUUUAAAACAUUGUAAGUUAGAAUUAACUGUCAUAUCCUUAUUUUAAGUUGAGCACAUAGUGACAUGGUAAAUUAUGAAAUUUGAUAGGACACAUGAGUGGGAGGACUUAGAACAUUUUUUAUUUUACUUUCUCUCUUUGCUGUUGUGUACCCAGCAUGGCAGUUGGUCAUCACGAUCCUAUGGGUUUCGUAAAAAUAUAGUCUAGCAAAAGGCUGCAUUUCUGUUCCAUUGUAUUUUUUCCAUAAACAUGAGAUUAUACAUGUUUUGUAAACUGUUGCUGAAAUCAUAUCUUUGUUCUUUUUGACAUUUAUAAAUGUAAUCGCAAAGCACAUUUCAGUAUAGUUAAGGCACGACUGAAAAAUUACACUUUGGUGCACUGAUUUUUCGUUGUUAAUUUUUAUACUGUCUUCAUGAAUUACAUGCUUUAUGUACUGAUAACCUUUCAAUUAGCAUGUGAGAUUCAGUGCAGCUUCUGGUGUGCGAUUGCCAUGUAAUGAAAUUUUGUGACCAUUUCUCAGAUCUCUGACAAAGAUUUAAAGCAAAUAACAUAUAAUACAGUUUACAGGUUUCCUGAAAAAAAAAAAAAACCAAGUGAUAAGAAUUUUUUCAGCCUAUAUUGAUAUGCACAUAUAAUGUAGGUUAUUUGACACUUAUUUAUAAUAAUGUAACAAUGUAUUUGUUAUUGCAAAUUGUUCAAGUGUCAUUGAAGACUGUGAGACAAUGUAGAUACUGUGAAUAUUGUGAAAUAUUAGAUGAUGUAUAAGCUUAGCAUUUUGUAUUUAUUUAUGCUUGUAGAAUUUUUGAUUUAAUGAGGAGAAAAUAUUUAUUUUACAAUGUGGUACUGUAUCAUAAUGCCUUUAAAAUUAAAUACUUUGUGAAAUCUUA
Messenger RNA from Schistocerca nitens (vagrant locust), 7462 nucleotides. RefSeq names its product alpha-soluble NSF attachment protein (gene alphaSnap). The transcript has 5 exons. Bases 77 to 955 code for a protein of 292 amino acids. Lineage: Eukaryota; Metazoa; Arthropoda; Insecta; Orthoptera; Acrididae. Gene Ontology annotation, biological process: SNARE complex disassembly; intracellular protein transport. The record is from RefSeq and is a predicted model, not a curated record. Gene Ontology annotation, cellular component: SNARE complex; vacuolar membrane. Gene Ontology annotation, molecular function: syntaxin binding; soluble NSF attachment protein activity.